AUGAGCAAUAUUGAGCCCAUUACGGACCCCUCGAGGGUCCCUGCCCUCGGGCACUCUCAGGCAUCGCAGGAAUCUCAGGAAUCCUACGACGAUGAGUUCACCCUUCCAACCAAAGAAGAAAAUCAAACACUUCGCAAAGUGGCCGCCAAUCUGCCCCUCGUUGGUUUCUCCCUCUGUCUAGUCGAGUUUGCCGAGCGCGCGUCCUACUAUGGAGCACAGACAGUCUUCUCCAACUUUGUCGAAUUCCCAUUGCCCGAAGGUGGCAAUGGAGCCGGUGCUCCUCCAGCUGGAACCCAAGGAACCGCCGGAGCUCUGGGAUGGGGAUUACAAGCCAGUACUGGUUUCGUGCUACUUUUCAAGUUUUUGGCUUAUAUCGUCCCGAUCUUCGGUGGUUACUGGGCAGAUACUUAUAUCGGGCGGUAUAAGGCCAUUGUGAUUGGUGUUUUAAUCUGCGGUGUUGCCCACAUCAUCCAGGUCGUCGGCGCGAUCCCCUCUGUUCUCCAGAAGGGCAAAUCUAACGCGGCUCCGCCAUUCGUCAUUGGCCUCUUGCUUCUUGCCAUCGGUGCCGGUAUCUUCAAGCCGAACAUCUCACCGACCGUACUAGAUCAGCAUAAAUCUAAAACGCCUUACGUUAAGACGCUCAAAUCAGGCGAGAACGUUAUUGUCGACCCCGAAACUACCAAUACUCGAACCAUGCUGCUGUUCUACAUGUUUGUCAAUAUCGGUGCUUUCUAUAUGUUAGCGACAACCUACGCGGAAAAGUAUGUCGGGUAUUGGCUUGCCUUCCUGCUAUCGGGUAUCAUUUACUUCUUGCUUCCAAUCCUCCUCUUUGCUGUCUACAAAAAGACCAAAAAGCAACCUCCUAGUGGAAACAAGGACCUCGCGGAAGCCUUUAAAAUUGGAUGGACUGCCCUUAUACAGAGCAAAUUCCAAUUCUGGCGCAAAGACUUCUGGGAUUCAGCAAAGCCCGCAACCCUUCGUAGUAAGGGUAUCGAAGUUAGCUGGACGGAUACCUCAGUAUUGAAAGUUGCGAAAACAAUGGAGGCAUGCGACAUCUUCUGGUUUUACCCAAUCUACAAUCUAAACGACGGUGGUAUUGGCUCAGUGGCUACGAACCAAGGUGCAUCAAUGGUCACAAACGGAGCACCCAACGACGUUCUAAACAACUUCAAUGCGCUGACAAUUAUGGUCGCCAUCCCGAUCCUGACUUUCGUAAUCUACCCAUUCCUGGAGCGGCGCAAGUUGAAGCCCGGUCCCAUUACCCGAAUGACAAUUGGCUUCGCUAUUGCCACUUUAGCUGGCAUAGCCGGCGCACUCGUCCAAUGGAAAGUCUACCAGCUCUCACCGUGUGGCACUCACGCAUCAACUUGUGACAACGUCGCCGAUAUCAGUAUCUGGUGGCAGAUUCCUAAUACAUCUCUCAGCGCUAUAAGUGAGUGUUUCGCCAACGUCACGGCGUACGAGGUGGCCUAUGCUCGGGCCCCAGAGAGUAUGAAGGGCCUGGUCGUUGCUAUUUUCCUUUUCAUGACUGCCCUGUCUAGCGCUCUUGGUGAGAUUCUCAUCCCGGCGACUGCGGACCCGUGGUUGAUCUGGAUUUGGGGUGCUCCUGCAGUCGCCCUGGCGGUUCAGACGGUUAUUUUCUGGUUCAGGUUCAGGCAUAUGAACUCUGAGAACUACUUUGCCGACAACGUUGAUUCUUCUCAGGUUGAGGGGGUGCAAGUGUCAACCAAGACGGACGCUUGA
Messenger RNA from Penicillium samsonianum, 1743 nucleotides. RefSeq names its product putative MFS peptide transporter. The transcript is spliced from 4 exons. Bases 1 to 1743 code for a protein of 580 amino acids. NCBI's taxonomy places the organism in Eukaryota, Fungi, Ascomycota, Eurotiomycetes, Eurotiales, Aspergillaceae. Gene Ontology annotation, molecular function: dipeptide transmembrane transporter activity. Gene Ontology annotation, biological process: transmembrane transport. Gene Ontology annotation, cellular component: membrane. The record is from RefSeq and is a predicted model, not a curated record.